UUGAAAAUGAUGUACACUGCCAAGAAAUGUGGAGUCAGAUUCCAGCCUCCAGCGAUGAUCUUAAUUUAUGAGAAUGAAACCAAGGGGAAGAGUCGCCAGCGGAUCAUGCCAGUACGGAACUUUUCCAAGUUUUCAGAUUGCACCAGAGCCGCUGAACAAUUAAAGAAUAAUCCACGACACAAGUUUUACCUGGAACAGGUGUCUCUGAAGCAGCUCGAGAAGUUGUUCAGAAUAUUACGAGGCUACUUACAAGGACAGAGCUUGGCAGAAACGAUGGAACAAAUUCGACAGGAAACCACCAUUGAUCCCGAGGAGGACCUGAACAAACUAGAAGACAAGGAGCUUGCUAAAAGGAAGAGCAUCAUGGAUCAACUUUUUGAGAAAAAUCAGAAGAAGAGGGAUGAUCCAAAUUUUAUUUAUAACAUUGAGGUUGAGUUCCCACAGAAUGAACAACUGCAGUCCUGUGGCUGGGACACAGAAUCAUCUGAUGACUUCUGA
Jaculus jaculus (lesser Egyptian jerboa) is the source of this 498-nucleotide messenger RNA. Its product is annotated as centrosomal protein of 19 kDa-like. Gene Ontology annotation, cellular component: centriole; centrosome; spindle pole. The transcript has a single exon. Lineage: Eukaryota; Metazoa; Chordata; Mammalia; Rodentia; Dipodidae. The record is from RefSeq and is a predicted model, not a curated record. Bases 7 to 498 code for a protein of 163 amino acids. Gene Ontology annotation, biological process: microtubule anchoring at centrosome; trans-Golgi to periciliary membrane compartment transport.